This is a messenger RNA of Anoplophora glabripennis (Asian longhorned beetle), 761 nucleotides long. RefSeq lists its product as uncharacterized. Bases 63 to 695 code for a protein of 210 amino acids. The record is from RefSeq and is a predicted model, not a curated record. Lineage: Eukaryota; Metazoa; Arthropoda; Insecta; Coleoptera; Cerambycidae. The transcript has 5 exons.
AUAAAGCCCGGUUUCGUUCUCGAUCAAGCAUUACGAAAGCUUGAGACGUAGACUGCUCAAUCAUGAAAAUUCUUGUAUCCGUUUUGGCUCUCGCCGUUUUCACUGUACACGCUGAUGACCCAGAUGUUGCUGGUGACGUCAGGAAAGCAAUCGAAAAGAUUUUGGAAGAAAUCACAGAUCCAAUUAUUGACGUCCACGAUAAGAAAUACACCGUUACGUUGCCGCUUGAAAAACUGGAAUUCAAUCUCGUGGACUUUGUGGUGAAAGGAGUCAAGGACCUAGACAUCAAACAAUUGGACUACGACUCAUCCACAAAACGCCUCGACUUCGACUUGACCUUAGCAAAAAUCGAGACUUAUGCUGACCUCGAUGUCGUGCUCUCUGGUAUCAUCAACGGUGACCAUCACCCAACUGCCAAGAUUGACCUGAUUGAUUUAAAUCUAGCCGGAUACGCAGUAGUUGACACUACCGUUGAACCCAACCAACUUACGGACUUCAAAUUCUUAACCACCAUAAGUGGUUCUAAGGCUGAACUGACCAACAUAAUUAACGACGAUGAGGUUACCGAAGAACUCACUAAAGUUUUGAACGAGCAAUUGCCCACCAUUGUACAAAACGUCGCUGUGAUCCUAGAACCCGCUGCCAGCCCCAUUGUACAGUCUUUCAUUAACAUCAUCCUGCGCCACAUUGAAUGACUGAUUUCUGUUGAAAUGCAAUUUAUUGUUUUAAGUUUGUAAAAUAAACACAAUUUCUGAAAACUA